This is a messenger RNA of Medicago truncatula (barrel medic), 2760 nucleotides long. RefSeq names its product probable inactive receptor kinase At4g23740. Bases 500 to 2332 code for a protein of 610 amino acids. Lineage: Eukaryota; Viridiplantae; Streptophyta; Magnoliopsida; Fabales; Fabaceae. The transcript is spliced from 2 exons. The record is from RefSeq and is a predicted model, not a curated record. Gene Ontology annotation, molecular function: ATP binding; protein kinase activity; protein binding. Gene Ontology annotation, biological process: protein phosphorylation.
GUUGAGGUAAUGAAUGAACGGUUAAAAACUCGUGUUUUCACCUCCAAUAAUCUCCAACCCAACAACCCUAGCUAACACUAUUAUUCUAUUCACUGUUACCUUAACAUUGGAUCCCAUUUUUCACCUAUCACCAUGAUUUCUCAUUAAUCAUAAUCAUAACGCUUAUUUCCAUUAUUACUUCCCUACUUUAUGUACUACUACUAAUAGAUUACACUACAUUCUUUGGUCAGAUCUACAUUAAAUAAGUUAGGAAAAACAUUAACUACCUGAUACCAACUACAACAUCAUGCUUUUUACACCUUAAAUAACACACACUUUUUCCGUUGACAUUGUGUCACAACUUUCUCAUUUUCAAUUUUUCAUACCCAUUUUAGUUUUUCAUCUUUUCUUUUUCUCAAUUAGGUAAAGUUUGUGUCUUUUUGUUUUUUGUUUUAACAGUUUAAAACACUCAACUUGUUUCUUUUGUGUUUGGUUGUGUAGCAGAAGCUGUUGAAGACAAAUGGGUAAUUUUGUUCCAAACAUUUUUUUGUUUUCAGUUUACUUGAUUGGUUUGUUAGUAUAUCUAGGAAAUGCUGAACCUUUUGAAGACAAAAAAGCAUUGUUAGAGUUUGUUCAAAAAUUACCACCUUUUAAGCCUUUGAAUUGGAAUGUGAAUUCUUCAAUUUGUACUAGUUGGAAUGGUGUAAUUUGUAGUGAAGAUAGGUCUCAAAUUAUCGCGAUUCGGUUGCCAGGGUUUGGAUUUAAUGGUACAAUUCCUGCUAAUACAAUUAGUAAAAUCAAAGGGUUGCAAAAAUUGAGCCUUAGAUCCAACAAUAUCAUAGGUCCAUUGCCAGAUUUUGCUGUUUGGAAGAAUUUAUCUGUUGUUAAUUUGUCUAAUAACCGUUUCAUUGGUGAAAUUCCUUUAUCUCUUUCCAAUUUGAGUCACCUUGUUUAUUUGAAUCUCGCAAACAACUCGCUUUCCGGUGAAAUUCCUGAUAUAAGCUUGCCAUUGUUGAAACAGUUGAAUUUGGCUAACAACAAUUUGCAAGGGGUUGUUCCUGUUUCUUUUCAGAGGUUUCCUAAGUCAGCAUUUGUUGGAAACAAUGUUUCUAUUGGUACAUUGUCUCCGGUAACUCUACCUUGUUCCAAACAUUGUUCUAAAUCUGAGAAACAUGGAAGGAUUGGUGGAACAGUAAUGUUGGGUAUUAUUGUUGUUGGUAGUUUUCUAUGCCUUGCAGCAUUCAUUGUUUUUAUCUUUGUGUUGUGUUCUAAAAAGAAGAAUGGAGAUGUUUUUGUUGGCAAGUUGGAGAAAGGAGGAAAAAUGUCUCCUGAAAAAGUGGUCUCAAGAAACCAAGAUGCAAAUAAUAAGCUUUUUUUCUUUGAGGGAUGUAACUAUGCUUUUGAUUUGGAGGAUUUAUUAAGGGCUUCUGCUGAGGUACUUGGUAAGGGAACAUUUGGUGCUGCGUACAAGGCGGUAUUAGAGGAUGCAACCACAGUUGUUGUGAAGAGGUUAAAGGAGGUAGCUGUUGGGAAGAAGGAUUUUGAGCAACACAUGGAUAUUGUUGGAAGUCUUAAACAUGAGAAUGUGGUUGAGCUAAAGGCAUAUUACUAUUCCAAAGAUGAGAAACUGGUUGUGUAUGACUAUUUCAGUCAGGGUAGCAUCUCUGCUUUGUUGCAUGGUAAAAGAGGAGAGGACAGGGUGGCUUUAGAUUGGAAUACUCGGAUCAAACUAGCUUUAGGUGCUGCACGAGGCCUUGCUCAUAUCCAUUCCAAAAAUGGUGGAAAACUUGUACAUGGCAAUGUCAAAUCCUCAAAUAUCUUUCUUAACACUAAGCAAUACGGGUGUGUUUCUGAUCUUGGCUUGGCAACCAUAAUGAGCUCAGUCGUCCAGCCCAUCUCACGAGCAUCCGGAUACCGAGCACCAGAAGUUACAGACACCAGGAAAGCCACACAGCCUUCAGAUGUUUACAGCUUUGGUGUGGUGUUACUAGAGCUUUUAACCGGUAAAUCACCUAUUCACACAACUAGAGGGGAUGAGAUUGUCCACCUUGUGAGAUGGGUUCAUUCAGUUGUGAGAGAGGAGUGGACAGCUGAAGUAUUUGACUUAGAGCUUAUGCGAUGUCCUAAUAUAGAAGAAGAGAUGGUAGAGAUGUUACAGAUAGCCAUGUCAUGUGCUACAAGGAUGCCUGAUCAAAGACCUAUGAUGUCAGAAAUUGUAAAGAUGAUAGAAAAUGUAAGGCAGCUUGAUAUAGAGAAUCGGCCAUCAUCUGAGAACCAAGCUGAAAGUGCAGCACAGCACCAAAUCUCUCAACCUGAAAGUCCACCCCCUACCCAAGAAGGAGGUGACUUAUAGAAAGCUGCUUCAUUUGAGUGUAUCUGAAAAUGCUGUUCUCCAGAUAUUGAACAAAGGGCAAUUUUUUUUUCUUAUGAAAAUGCUCUUCUCCAUAUAUUUUUGGUAUCUGAAAUAAUGUCAUAGAUAUCCUUAGUUUGAUCAACAUUAUGUUUUCUGUUUCAUAUUUUCAGAAGCUCCCAAAAUUUCUGCAAUCACAAUGACUUUAAAAUGAUUUCAAAAUAAUAUUUUAGCUGCCUCCUUUCAUGCGUAUUAUAGAGGGAAAACUGAAACCGUCAAUGAGUCGAAGUAGUAACAGUUCUAAGUUCACUAGGGAAAGUAUGCAAUUGCUAGAGUUAUGAUGUUCUCUCAAAUGAAACUCAGGGCUAACAUGACACUUAGAAGUCAGAACAGUCCUUUGCCCUUUGAAAGUGGCAAACAUUUUUACGCAA